Symbiodinium natans is the source of this 1350-nucleotide messenger RNA. The record is from the annotation of a GenBank genome assembly. Lineage: Eukaryota; Dinophyceae; Suessiales; Symbiodiniaceae.
AUGAUUCACAUGGCAACGCCAAGCCCUGGAACGAUUCGGGCAAUCCAGGCAGAUCUGUCCACCGUUUAUGGCCACAAGCCGUGCCAUUGCAGGCAUGGGGCUCUCCGAGCCGGGGCAGAUCACAGUGCGCGAUCAGCCCUGACAGCUACCGCGCUGACCAUCAGGCUUGGGCAAUCCAGGUGGUGCCGGCGAAGCUCAUCUGCUCGGCUUCGCGCCGGGUCUGAGGCUCCAGAUGAUCCUGAGCAAGUGUUCCGAGAAGCCUACGAUGUGGAGGUCCAGCGGAUUGCGCUGCUGCUCGAACGCUUGGAGGCCACACGGCCGCAGAAGAUGUCAGGAGGCGACAGCAAGGACUUUGGGGUGAACCUCGAAGCAGCCAAACAGCUUUCCCCAAGCGAGGUCGGAGGGAAGCUGUCGUGGCGAGAGGCUUUUGAGGCGGCAAAGCGGAUGACUGAAUCCUUGGAGGAGCUCGUGGCGGAGGCCCCAGCCACGCCUUCGGCACCAACUGCCGAUUCCGGAACCAUGCCCCAGAUUGCUGGAGGCAUCGGAGGGGAAGCUGGAAGCAACACCUCAGCAACUCAGGAGGCGGAAGAAGUGAGGAACCUCGAGGGUGUGGCGGAGAAAAUCUUCGAAGAUGAAACACUUCUUCGCUUCAUUGCAAUGCCUGUGCUUGGGCUCAGCGAGACGGGCAAGGGCGAGGAAGUUACCAGACUCCCUCCUGCGGAACAGGUGCGCCGAACUCUUGGAGCUGAUUUGUUCAGCAUCAAGUCUCAAGUGAUAUUCGAUCGUGUUUACAUCAUGACGGGACAGGUCACGACGGAGACAACACCCUCCGCGGCUCUUGCAGCGAUGAGAGAACGGCUCGCAGCCCUGUCGAGCUCCAUUGAGCUGUUCUUGCAGCCUACCAUGAAUUCUUCACAGAGCGCGCUGCUCGUGAUGCUACGUGAUGAUAUGCCCAGCGGUGACUUCGUGUGGUGGCAGUGGAUCUUGUGUGGCUUCGCACUGGCUGCCUCAGUGGUGUCUGUGAACUUCGAAGCUUUCACGGUGUCGGCGCUGACAUCGGAGCAGCGCGCUAUGCUGACCAUCAAUGAGCUGCCGGGCAUUGCCAGCCAAACGGCGCCCACAGCUGCUUGCAUUCUGGCCGUGGUAGCAGCCAUGGAGGCAGCCAGGAGGGCUGCUGCUGACAAGUAUGGCGUCAUCCUUACUCCACCGUUCCUGAUUCCAGUUUGGCCAAUUCCAUCCCUUGGGUGUUUUGGAGCCAUCACCCGCCGCUUGUCCAUAGUCCCCGAUGAGGAAGCCGAUCUUGCAAUGUCGGUGUCAGCAGGUUUGACCGGAUAUCUGGAGUCGCCGUGA